This is a messenger RNA of Sceloporus undulatus (fence lizard), 2409 nucleotides long. It is a transcript of the gene TRABD2A, whose product is annotated as TraB domain containing 2A. Gene Ontology annotation, cellular component: membrane. Gene Ontology annotation, biological process: negative regulation of Wnt signaling pathway. The transcript has 7 exons. The record is from RefSeq and is a predicted model, not a curated record. NCBI's taxonomy places the organism in Eukaryota, Metazoa, Chordata, Lepidosauria, Squamata, Phrynosomatidae. Gene Ontology annotation, molecular function: metalloendopeptidase activity. The coding region runs from base 85 to 1680 and encodes 531 amino acids.
ACACACAAACCACGUUGGGCGCUUUAAAGAAGAGGAGGGAGCCCUGGGGGCCCAGGGCAGAAGAGGCGACCCAGGAGGCAGAGGAUGGGGAUGGUGGCUGCAGGAACAGCAGCAGCAGCAGCUCUUGGCUCCUUUGCCCGCCUCCUCUGCUCCUUCUCCUUCUGCCUCCACUUUCUCCUCCUGGAAGGGGCCAAGCUUAGCCCGGACCCGGACGCCCACAGCUGCCAACUCCAGAGGAAACAAAGUGAGUUGAACUCCUUCCUGUGGACUAUAAAGAGAGACCCUCCAUCAUACUUUUUUGGUACUAUUCAUGUCCCAUAUACUCGAGUCUGGGAUCAUAUUCCUGAGAAUUCAAAGAAAGCCUUCCAGCAGAGCCAUAUUGUCUACUUUGAGUUGGACCUUACGGAUCCCUACACUAUCUCUGCUCUGACAAGUUGCCAGCUGCUGCCGCAAGGUGAGAACCUUCAGGAUGUACUUCCAAGGGACCUGUACCGCCGACUCAAGCGCCACUUGGAAUAUGUCAAGCUCAUGAUGCCUUCUUGGAUGACCCCAGACCAGCGAGGAAAAGGCCUGUAUGCUGACUACCUCUUCAAUGCUAUAGCGGGCAACUGGGAGAGGAAAAGACCAGUGUGGGUCAUGCUUAUGGUGAAUUCUCUGACUGAAGUAGAUAUCAAGUCACGUGGUGUGCCUGUCUUGGAUCUCUAUCUUGCCCAGGAAGCUGAACGGCUCCAUAAAAAGACUGGGGCUGUAGAAAAAGUAGAAGAACAGUGCCACCCACUGAAUGGUCUAAAUUUCUCUCAGGUGAUCUUUGCUUUGAAUCAGACCCUUUUGCAGCAAGAAAAUCUCCGAGCAGGCAGCCUGCAGAUCCCUUAUACAACUGAAGACCUGAUCAAGCAUUACAACUGUGGAGACCUCAACUCCAUCAUCUUCAAUCAUGACACUUCUCAAGUCCCAAAUUUCAUCAAUGCCACUCUGCCGCCACAUGAACGCAUCACAGCUAUGGAGAUUGACAGCUACUUCCGGCAGGAGCUUAUCUACAAGCGGAACGAGCGGAUGGGCAAGAGGGUGAAAGAUCUGUUGGCAGAAUAUCCUGACAAAAGUUUCUUCUUUGCAUUUGGAGCUGGUCAUUUCAUGGGCAACAAUACAGUGAUAGAUGUUUUGAGGAGAGAAGGAUAUGAAGUUGACCAUACUUCUGCUGGAGAAGUCAUCAACAGUGGGAAGAAUCAAAAGGCAGUGUCUGGCCUCUCGUCGUCUUCCUCAGAAUACCCCUCUUAUGUCAUCUCCCAAGAUCUCCAUCCUCCCCAGCAAUAUCCACUGAAAGAGGAGGAGGAAGAAGAGGAGGAGGAUGAGCUCCUGCCUCAUUUGCUGCUGCCAGAAAGCAUUGACCUGCUGGAGAAAGUGGACAAGAAAUAUAAAAAGAAGAGGAAGAAGCAGCAGAAGAAACAACGUUUGCGCCAGUUCAAUGACCUCUGGGUACGCAUUGAGGAAAGUAUGACUGAUCCACCUCCGCGGAUCCGCAUAAUCAAUGGAUACAUCACUGUAGAACCCCAGCCGCGGGGACAUGGACGAUCCAGUCACAUCGAGGCGGAUCUGAACUCCUCCAGUGGGCUGUUUCUCUUUUUUUACACAUUGACAUUGACUUUGGUGCUGCCUACCAUAAUGGUGCUGAUGCAGAUGUGAAUCCUCACAAAGAACUGCAUACUCUGUUUUGGGGGAUUUUGGUGGGCAAAUGAAGAAUGACUUCUCUGAAUGGGAGAUCAUCUAUGUGGGUGUGUUUUUAGGCCUCAUCCUUUUCCUGAAUCUGGACCAUUUACAUGAUUAACUGGCUUGACUUUGCCCAAUACAGGAAAAGGUAUUUUUUAACGAAAGCCAUUUUUUUUAUCCUUCUCUUGCAGAAGAAAUAUUUCAUGUUAUCCCAUAAUGAUUUUGGGAGAUGUAUAUGUAACGUAGCUGUUAUUUAGCUGUAUGAAACUGAGUUAAAUGAAAUUGGUUUGGAAGUGUGUGUGUCAUUUUCUACAUUGUCUCUUGGCUGGGUGGUAAAGCAAAUUUUAAGCACCCGAAAGCAAUAACAACCUCAGUGGAAAUAAUAUUUCAGUCACAAUUAUACCAGCUAGAAUGUAAUGCUGUCAGCCCUUGGCAGAUACACACAACACCUUGGUGCUUUUUCUUGUGUACUUUCCAAAUGCUGCCCAUUCCCUCUUGCUUUCCCCCAGUUCCUUGUGACAAUAUCUCAUUCCUGGAACAGCUUUGUCUAUUAAAUGAUGGUGUGUUUGAUAGCUCUAAAGGUGGUUCCUCUCUUUGGUACAAUUUAAGGUAUCAUUUUGGUGCCUUUUUGAAAUAACAUUUUAGUGUCUGUUUGUAAUAAAUAAAUGCAUUAUCCCUCUUGUCCCUUGCAUAGGGUUGCUACAA